CUCCUCCUGCUCCUCAGUAUUGCAGAGUGCUGCAGUACUCCCUACUCCCUGCUGGGUCUGGUCUUCACCGUGUCCUUCAUGGCUCUGGGGGUUCUGACUCUCUGUAAGUUCUACCUGCAGGGUUACAGAGCCUUCAUGAACGACAACACCAUGCACAGGGGUAUGACGGAGGGCAUCACCCUGCUGAUCCUGGCCGUUCAGACGGGUCUGAUUGAGCUGCAGGUGAUCCACCGAGCCUUCCUCCUCUCCAUCAUCCUCUUCAUCGUGGUAGCUUCCAUCCUCCAGUCCAUGCUGGAGAUCGCCGACCCCAUCGUCCUGGCCCUGGGGGCCUCACGAGACAAGAGUCUGUGGAAACACUUCCGAGCCGUGUCUCUGUGCCUCUUCCUCCUCAUCUUCCCCGCCUACAUGGCCUACAUGAUCUGUCAGUUCUUCCACAUGGACUUCUGGCUGCUCAUCAUCAUCUCCUCCUCCAUCCUCACCUCGCUGCAGGUCCUCGGCACGCUGCUGAUCUACGUCCUCUUCAUGGUGGAGGAGUUCAGGAAGGCUCCGGUGGAGAACAUGGACGAGGUCAUCUACUGCGUCAACGGGACGUACCGACUGCUGGAGUUCCUGGUGGCGGUGUGCGUGGUGUGCUACGGCGUGUCGGAGACGGUGUUCGGGGAGUGGAGCGUGAUGGGCAGCACCAUCAUCCUGGUGCACUCCUACUACAACGUGUGGCUGAGAGCCCAGCUGGGCUGGCAGAGCUUCCUGCUCAGGAGAGACGCCGUAAACAAGAUCAAGAGCCUCCCGACGGCCAGCAACACGCAGCUGCAGCAGUACAACGACAUCUGUGCCAUCUGCUACCAGGACAUGAACAGUGCUGUUAUAACUCCCUGCAGUCAUUUCUUCCACGCUGGCUGUCUGAAGAAAUGGCUCUACGUCCAGGAGACGUGCCCGCUCUGCCACUCGCAACUCAAGAGCCAAUCGACAGCCACCGCCACCACGGCCGCCGCCGCCCCCAACCAGGACGCCGCAGCUGCCAACCAGGACGCCGCUGCCGCCGCCAACCACGACGCAGUUGCCGCCGCCAACCAGGACACCCCAGCUGCCAACCAGGACGCUGCCGCCGCCCCCAACCAGGACGGCACCCACAACCAGGACGCCGCCCCCAACCAGGACGGCACCCACAACCAGGACGCCACUAGCCCCAACCAGGACGCCACCCACAACCAGGACGCCGCCCCCAACCAGGACGGCACUAGCCCCAACCAGGACGCCACCCACAACCAGGACGCCGCCCCCAACCAGGACGGCACUAGCCCCAACCAGGACGCCGCCCCUAACCAGGACGCCGCCCCUAACCAGGACGCCGCCCCCAACCAGGACGCCACCGCCGCUGCAGCAGCCAAGCAGAGCGCUGCGGGGCAGGAGGAGGCUGCAGCCGACAACAAGCAGAAGGAGGAGGAGGGAGAUAAUGGACUUGCCAAGUCAGCUGGAGAGACCUCCUCCUCCUCCUCCUCCUCCUCCUCCUCCUCCUCUGAUGCUCCCUCCACCUCCAAGCAGCCCCCAGCCGAGACCUCCUCCCCCCCCUACUUGUGACUGAAUCUCAGAAGUUUGCAGAUCAUCCUUCUUGUCUUCCUCUCCUCCUCCUCCUCCUGCUCCUCCAGGCGCAGAUGGCGCCUGCUGAAACUGAGCCCGCCCCCUCAGAUAAACCCAGGCUUCCUAUUGGUCCAUGGUCCCAGCUGUGCAUGCUCAUAUAAACACACGACGAUCUGAACCUGCUGAUGUCCUGCUGAGCAUUAAACUCCAUGGAGCUUCAUCCUGAGGAGGAGAACCAUCAUCUCAUCUCGUCACCUCCACCAAAUGUGAAUCCUGACUGAACCUGAAGCCCCGCCCCCUCCCGCUCCGGUCCUCCUCAUUUCAUGUGAUGGUUGCUCCCGUCAGUACGGAGGUCCUGAGAGCUCCCAGCGCCGAGACUGAAGAAAACACAUGAAAUACACAAAAUACAAACAGAGAAAACAUCUCCACCCGUCUGACGACACAAGAGCAGCGUUUAGAAAACAAAGACCACAACACAAGUAUUUCCAGAGGAUGCUUAAAAAUGAAGCACAUGUCUGCACACGCUAACGUUAGAUAUGAUCGAUAGCGUGCUAGCGUUAGCGGCCGAUCAAAGCAUGCUAGCGAUCGCGCCCAAUAAUAGCAUGCUAGCGAUAGCGGACGAUCAUAGCAUGCUAACGUUGGUGGCCGAUCACAGUGUGCUAGCGAUAGCGGGCGAUCAUAGCAUGCUAGCGAUAGCGGUCGAUCAAAACAUGUUGAUGUUAGUGGCCAAUCGAUAGCAUGCUAAAUUUAGCGGCCGUCAUAGCAUGCUAUUGUUAGCCGACGAUCGAUAGAAUGCUAGCGAUAGCGGCCGAUCAUAGCAUGCUAGCGUUAGCGGCCGAUCGUAGUGUGCUAGCUUUAGCGGCCGAUCAUAGUAUGCUAAAGUUAGCGGCCGAUCAAUAGCAUGUUAACGUUAGCGGUCAAUCAAUAGCAUGCUAAUGUUAGCGGCUGAUCAUAGUGUGCUAACAUUAGCCAGAGAUUGAUAGCGUGCUAGCGUUAGCGGGCUAGCAAGACCAAGACCAACUUGGUGCAGUUGAGAGAGACCAACUAAAACGUGUUUCAUUCAUUUGAUUUGUUUAACUGCAAUGUGAUUGAUACGGGCUAGCAGGCUAACGCGAUAUAUCACGUUAUAACAUUAAAUUAUCAUCAUCUUGAAAUAACGUGAUGAUAUCAAGUGUGUCCAGACGUGUGCGUCACUUUGAAGCGUCCUCUGGAAACACUUGUGGUCUUUGUUUUCUAAAUGCUGCUCUCGUGUUGUCAGAAUGAUGAAGAUGUUUUCUCUGUUUGCUUGUUUUUUGUAUUUGAUUACGUCUCCGUACAUCACCGUUUAAUGAGGCUGAAUGUGGUCAGGUGACCUGGAGGAGGUCAGGUGACCAGGAGGAGGUCAGGUGACCUGGAGGAGGUCAGGUGACCUGGCGACUGAGUGUUAUUGUGAACAGAUCAAAGGGUUCACAUGGUUCAUUUCUCUUCUUCUCCUCCUGCUUCACUGAAUCAUCAAUCAACUUGUUUGGCUGGUCCCAGCAACAGAAACAACCAACAGAAGAAACGUGGAGCUCCUCAUCGCCAAACUUUUAUAUUCCUGUUCAAGAGAAAAUGUUAUUUUUAAGACGAUUUUUACAUUAACUGCUUUAU
This is a messenger RNA of Centropristis striata (black sea bass), 3207 nucleotides long. Its product is annotated as RING finger protein 145-like. Lineage: Eukaryota; Metazoa; Chordata; Actinopteri; Perciformes; Serranidae. The annotation marks the transcript as partial. The record is from RefSeq and is a predicted model, not a curated record. Gene Ontology annotation, cellular component: endomembrane system; endoplasmic reticulum. The transcript has 6 exons. Gene Ontology annotation, molecular function: ubiquitin protein ligase activity; zinc ion binding.